GUCGAGAGUAUUGGUAUUAGAAUUUUAUUUUCGUCCGUGUGCUCGUCGCCGGUUCAGUCCGAGACUUUUGUGCCGUUACGGUUUUUUUUUUUUUUUUCAAUAUAAUAAUAUAUCCGCACGGUUGUUUUCCAUCGUUCGCGGGCUUCACGGACGACCGUUGUCAUCAUGCAAAACUUCACGGAACGCGCUCCCGACAACGUCGCUACCAAACCGACGAACAGUAAGUCCGGAUUUAGGGUUUUUUUUUUUUUUUUCUAUCCGUCUCAACUCCUACAAUAGGCGGUCAAUUAUAUCCUGGGCCACCGUUCAAGUCUCCCUCCCCUUCUCCCCUCCCCGUUAACAUUAUGUAUUAACUAUUCGUUCCGUUUGGUACCGUCAUCGACGCGCCCAACUAUUUUUGUCGUUUAUAUUAUUUCUAGCGGUAUUUUUUAAUCCACAUAGCGGGUUUUUUUUUUUUUUUUAUAUUUCCGUAGACGUCUCCGGUGUAUAAAAAAAUAAAAGCGUUUAACAAAUUGGAUUUUCGACGGAACUAUAGGUCGAUUUCAUUAUAAAUUCAUGGUGAUUUUUCGGUAUCGAAUAUCGGAAACGAAUCAUAUCGGCUUGCUACAUACUUAUUUCAAAAUGUGUAAACUGCCAAGUAUAGGUAAUUCGAGUCACAUUACCUGUACGUUACGAAUAUGUUUUAUUGGCAGAAAAACGUAUCACGUGGUAAAAAUAAAAUCCAAAGCAAUUUGACAAUAAUUACAAUAAUUCUUUACGUAUAUACAAAAUAUUAUAUUUGGACGGAAAAGCUGUUGUUUGAAAAUAAAUAUUUUAUAGUGUUAAUAGGGCUCGCGACUUUUAACGAAUUGUGUAAAUUAACAAUCAACAAUUUACAAAUCUCAAAGAAUAGUUCGAUCAGUUUGGAUUUUAUUUUAUAUUUAACCACAUUCGAUUUUUUUCCUCUUAAACUAUAGGAAAAACACUCGUGUUUCGUAGAACGGUUCGACCUUUUUUUCCAAACCCCCCCCCCCCGCUCAUCGGAAAGACGAAAAUUUCGUAUAGAACUUCGAUUUUUAAUUACGCGUUUAAAAAUAUAAUUUUCAAAAUCCAAGACUAUGCGCUCUGUAAGAAGUUUUGUUUUUCUCGAAAUCCCGAAAACGAAAACGAACGAAGCUUUUUCCUACAAAACAGAAACACAAAAGAACCGGUCGCACUGAGGCAUAUUUAAUACGCACGGUAGUAAUAACGAUAGUUGAUUUUUUAAUUUAACCGAUUUAUACAAAUUAUUUCGUUUUCAAUUUAAGUAGUUAUUAUUAAUCACUCGAUUUCAAUUAAAAUUAUAAUAAUAUUGAAAAUUGGAUUUUACCGCAUUACUGUAUAACGCUUGAUGUGCAGGUAUCGGUUAUUUAUUAAAACAAAAGAACAAAAAAAAAAAAUAAAAAAAAAAUAAGAAAACCAAUAAAACAAUAAUACGAUGAAUGUAUUAAAUAAUAAUCACACGUUGAAAUCGAUUGAAUGUGUUGAAUGAAUCAUAAAAUAAUAAUAGUUAAACGUGUAACUGUAAUUGGUAUUGUAAAUUUGAUUUUUAAAUUUAUUAAAUCAUUAACGUUAACAAUAUCACGCGCUACGACCGUAUACGGAUGACUUUACGGGAGGCGUGCGUUUUAAAAAUUAAAAACGAUUUUUAAUAUAUCUAAGGUGUUUGACUAAACCGAAUAGUUUCUAAUGGAACUAAGUGAAAACUAAAGGUGUACUGGAGUCGUUAUUUCAAUAAUUAAGUACCUAUCAAUAUUAACCUGAAAUUUCGAUUUGAAGUUAGGUUGCGCGUUUAUUAUAAUAUACUUACUAUAGUGGUUGUGUUUUAAAUGUUUAUUUUAUACGGACGCGUGACAGAAAACCACAGGCGAUUUAUUUAUUUUUUAUUCGAAAACAUGAUGUAAUAAUAUUUAAUUACCGUGAUAAAAAUUACACUACUUCCGAUUGGCUAUUCAAUCAUUAGCCUAAAGUAAGUCGACCGAAAUAUCUAACGAAUACAUUAUUAUCGAUUAACUUUAUGACGAUUUGCGUCUAUAAUAAAUAAAUAAUGUUCGGAAUUGCCUUAUUUUAUUGAAAUUUAAACAGCGUUAUCCUGCAGGCACGUACAGUGCUCGAAUCGGGAGGAAAAAUUAAUACGCGGCUGCUAGUCUGAUUUCAAAAACCUGCAUUGCUACAGAUAAACGUUACAAUAACCCGAGAAGGACUUUGUCUAUCUAAAAUAAUUUUUACUACUCACAAAUAAUUUAUUCAGCAAUAAAUAUAUAAAUAUACUUAUAUAUUUACUGCAUGUUUAGCGGCUAACAUGGGCACCCUUAAGGGCGGGAGGGCAAAAGGGAUCAGUGCCCUCAAGGGAUUUUCAACUGUAUGCACAUAAAGUAUUUGUAGAAUAAUACGUUUUCGCCGUUUUGCCCCGGGUGAAAUUUUAUCCUGCGAGCGCGCUCGGCACCCCGGUCGCUUUUUUUUACAAUAUACUGGAAUUUCGAGUACCAGAUUUCACAUUUCGUACUGUACACAUUGGGCUCUAAAUCAUAUUAUUUUUAGUACCUGCAGUGAGCUAGUGUAAUCUAUGAGAUAGGGUUGAUAAAAAGAAAAAAACUGUCAUUUUAUUAUGUAUUCGAAGACUAGUCUGUAAACGCCAUAGUAAAACCAAUACAUUCACUCUGAAUAUAAAAGAUAUUAGACUUUUAGGUUGAUCUCUAGAGUAAAGAAAAAGUGGAAAGUAAAAAAUUGAAAAUUUCAAUUUUGUUCCCAGUUCCGAAAAUUAAUUAAAUUAAUCGAAUUUAAAUUUUGGAGAACAGUACAAAUAUUAACAGGUCAUGUUGUACAAAUAAAAACAGACGCUUUCCAUAAAAGCUUACCGAUAAAAUUCUCGGGUUAAUUAAAUGAAGUAGUAGGUUAUUAAAAAAUGAGAACCUUUGUUCCCCCUUCCAUUACAAUUCGAGUGCGGUUUACGUAUAUUAUUUUACUUUUCCGUAGUAUGUUUGUGAAACUCAAAUUAAAUAAUCACAUAAGACGAUAUGAAUAAAACCGUAGACUUGAAAGCAGACAGACAGACGGACUUUCAAUUUUAUACAUAAUUUAGUAUUAUAAUAAUACACUUCCUUACUUCUAUAUUAGACAAGUAAACAUAUCAACAUUAACUCUGUUAAGUAUUGUCCGCUCGAAAUUUGUAAAAGCGAACUUGUGUACGCUUAAAUAGAUGUUACGCGUGUUUUCGGUAUAAAGCUCGCGGGAUUACAAUGACAAUUGAUUCCAUAAACAACAAAAUCGACUAAUUUUAUGUUAAGUUAUCAGUUCGGAGGUGGGCACACAGUUUACAACAGAAAACUAAUAAAAAUAUCAAAAACCGGUUCUCUUGUCUCGUCUUUUCUAUACGGUCUUGCAAUGUUCGUCUUCCACAGAAACUCACUAAACACCGCCGUAAAAAAUGUGUGUGUGUUUUUUUUUUUAUUUUAUCGAUUUUCUGCAGAAUUAUGUCUCGAUCAUCUCAUCUCUAUAAUGCUUCGGAGGUUUCUAGAACAAACGGUUCGUCUGAAACGCGAUUUUUUUGAUAUAUAUGUGCUCAGUAUUGUAUCUGCAUAACCAGACGCUUUUAUUGAACCGUUUGAUUGAUUAUUUGGGAUAAUUUUUUAAAAGCGUGGCGCGAUAUAAGGUUAUUUACUGCAGACACUCCGUGUAAUCAUGUGCUAAUUACCGAAUGUUUUUUUUUCUCCCUUCCCAAUAUGCCGUCGAGCUAUAACGACACUGGUAUCUAAACGAGUAGUCGAGUAUUGUCAUUAUUGUUAUUAUUAUUAAUGUUUUGGAAUUUCCGAUGGUUUUAAAACCGUGGGACGAUUUUUAUCGAUUAUUUAUGAAAAAAAAAAAAAGCGCAGGACUCUAGGUGGGCGGACGGAAGGGACGGGGGUUUCUGAAACGAGCGGUCCGAUUAAUCACACGUAUAAACGACCCUUGGGAAGAAAAAAAAUACAAUCGAAACGCGGCGGACAGUACGGUAUACCUAUGCGGAAAACGGGGAAAACAUCACUGUCAAUAAUUAUGCUCGAACCAUAUGCGUCCGGCGCGAUAGCGGUGCGCACGUCAUCGGCCUGCCGCACAAUAUUACCUACCCCGGAAAAAAAAACACCCCCCCCACCACCGAACGGUUCUCACAGUGAAACGCGUAUCGCCCGCAGCGGUUGCACGGUAUAUUCGUGUUGUUAUCGCCGGUGAUGUAUUGAAUUUUUCACGUGACCGUGUAGAAACUCGGCGGUUCGUGCAGGUAUUGUUAUACGCGAAACGAGCCGCGCAGAUGACGUCCCCCGCACGCUAAUUACGCGCGCGCCCCGUUCGCCGCGUUGUUUGUCGCGCCGCGCGGCAGCAGAGGGUGUGCCGCGCACUUGUUCCGCCGCGUGGUAUAUGCGCCGUCGCGCGGGCAGAGGGGAGGUGCCGGCGGUAGGGGGGGGGGGCGUAACGCGGACUUCCGGAAGACCUGUUGUUUCCUGCGUCUUUCCGCGGCGAGCGUCGGUGUUGUUGUUAUAACAAACUGCAGCGCGGAACCGGAACCGCCGGAUCAAAACAACGUUAAUAAAACGCAUAAUAAAGACGACCACCCCGUCGGUUCGUACUGCGCGCUGGCGGCGGAAAAACAUUUUCGGAAGUCGUCAGGUGCACGCGCGCGCCUGUAUGCGGUCCAUCUGGUGGUCCCGCGCGCACCGAGUACUACGGUGCAGGGGAAUUCGUCGGUCAUUAAUUUGCGGGUCAUCAUCGCAUUAUACGACAAUUAUUAUUGUACAGCUAUUGACGCGUUCCCAUCACGUCCCGCGUUACUACAUUGCACGCGUCACGUUAUUCCCACGGACUUUUUUUUUUUUUUUUUUUAAUGGUGAUCGUUUUUUUUUUUUUUUAGGCCGGAUCCUCUACGAUAUACCGUGCAAGGUGUGCAAAGACUUUUCGUCCGGCAAACAUUACGGGAUAUACGCGUGCGACGGAUGCGCGGGAUUUUUCAAAGUGAGUACACUGUGUUCGAUAAUAUUGGAUUAGCGCGAAUCCAAGCCCGGAUUAGGACGUUUAGAGGCCCUGGGCAUAGAUCUUCAUAAUAUAGAUCUCAAUUCAUAAGCCACAAGUAUUAUUUAAAUAAAGAAAUAUAUUAUUUUUAACAAAGUUACUACAUAGCAGUUUCUACUAUACACAAUAAUACGGAUUAAAACACGAAGCCAUCAGCGGGCAACGAAAAAAACAUUAAAAUAUAAAAGUACAAAGUUAAUGGUUAAAUGCGCGUAAAAAGAAAAUAUUAAACUGUGGCAAAAACUGAGGCUUUGGGAGUCUGGUGGACCGCGAAUAGAGCUGUAGAAUAGUAAAUGAAAAUGGCAAACGAAUUCGAAUCUGGCGCAAGACCUGAUUAACCAAUAGACUGAAUAGCCUUGGGUGCCAAUCGGUUAAUGUUAAAUGGGGGGGGGGAAGCACCACAAAAACCAAUUUUAUUUUUCGAUUGAUUUCUUUCGAAAAACUCGCAGUUCUGUUUAUCAGUGACCAUAGGCGUGUAGCCUGUUUUAGAUCUUAUUAAGACUUUUUUUUUUAGAGGAUGUGACAAUUUAUAGGGAACGGUUGAUUUAAGAAAAUUUGGCGAUGAAAAAAAAAAAAAAAACAAAGACAUCGCCAAAUCAUCUCCAACCUACUCAUGGCAAACCCAUUAAUCAGUGCUUUAUUUUUCUAAUCGGAUAUCGACAAACUUAGUGUUUUCGUCGAUUUCGAUACGACGAGUUCUCGCUCCGAUCGAUUCAUGCGAAACAUUUUUUCCGCGUUAAUAAGUAGCAGAAUUAAACGAAAAACACUUACGCAUAAUAGUAAAACCAACGAGUAGAACCAAAUACUCGUUUUCCGGUUUGAAUUUGGAAUCCGGCGCAGACUUAUAUAUUAUACGAACAAUCGAAUGGAGGUUGUUGCGGCUUACAUUAUUUAAAAUCAUAAAAUAUUCGAAACCUAAUUGGAUUUUUUGAUCGUUUCAGAGAUCUAUUCGACGUAAUAGACAAUAUAUUUGCAAAUCGAAAUCGGAAGGCGCGUGUCCGGUGGACAAAACGCACCGGAAUCAGUGUCGAGCUUGUCGGCUCCGCAAAUGCGUGUUGUCGGGCAUGAACAAAGACGGUGAGUACCGACAAACGAAAAACGUUCGCCGUUUGUCAAGGAAAUUUAUAUUUAUCUUUGUAUUGUGUCAUUUGCACAUUAAAGCCGUCCAACACGAACGCGGUCCCAGGACUUCGACGGUCCGUCGACAAUUGCAAGGACUGUGCUAUCCGAACAAAGACCGGUCGGCCAGUAAUUCGCCGCCGUUGGAUCUGACGCCCAAAAGAUCGCCCGAAUGUUCGUCGACCACGUGUUCGACGCCGUCCAACAGAUACGUUCCCGACUCGCAUUUGUACCUGCAAUCGGCUUUCAGACCGCAGGUAAAUAUAAUAAUAUAUAGGCCGAAAAAAAAAAAGUCUAAUAAAUCUAAAACGUCCCGAAAAAAGCCGAACAUAUGUCUCAGGGGGCAGUACGGGUGUUUCGGGCGGGAAUUAAUUAAAAUUUGAAUUAAUUGAUUGUUUAAUUCGUGCGUGACGAUAAACGUCGAACGAUUCUGAGCGAUGUUUUCGGUGAUAAAUUUAAAACGAAAAUAAUUAAAUUGAUUUUGAAACUACAAAAUAAAAUUGCAAUCGAUUGCGUUUCUAUACCGAUAAUUUCAUCGAAAAUUCGGAUUGGAAACGACCGCGAAAAUAAAUGAAAACAUUGUUAUUUGUGUUUAAAAAAAAGGUGUUCCUAAGUAAAAACAUUUUAACCAAUAGGCAUAUGUAGCCUUUUUUAAAUGCCGAGGUGGGUUGAAUCGCUAAUCUCUCCCCCCCUCAAUACAGUGCACGUGCCUGCAUAGCGUUUACCCUAAUAUUAACGGUUUUCUCUCAGAUGUCGCUGACUCCGGGAUUCUUCAACGCCAUGAGACUCACGCAAGCCGUUUACGAGACGGCCGCUUCGAUUCUGGUCACGGUUUCGACGGUGAAAAGUUUCCCGGCCCUGAUGACGCUACCUUUUAUCGAUCAAGUAAUUAUUGUUAUUAUUAUGUAUUAUCUCAGUCGUAUUUUACGAGACACAUAAAUUACUCAGGUUUUAUAUGUAAUACGGUUUAUUUUAUAAGCGUGUGUGUGUGUGUUUUUUUUUCUCUCGAAAAGUUUGAUCUACUCCGCGAGAGCUGGCACGAACUGUUCGUCUUGACGGCUGCGCAAUUUUUUUCGGACACCGAUAUUUCUUUACUGCACGAAGAGCACAGAUCCAACUUCGGAUCGGUGCCGGACAUGGAGGAACAGAGCGCUCGGUUCAAGGAAACGUUGGCCGCGAUUAAACUUCGACAAGUCCAUCCGAUCGAACAGUACCUGCUGAACGAAAUCAUAUUGCUAAAAUCAGGUAAAAAUUCCACUUUGAUCGCUAUGCAAUUUUUCUUUUUUUUUUAACGAUAAACAGGGUGAUUUUUUUUAUCAUGAACCAGCAAUUAUCUCGGAGUUUUUUAUUUGAAAACCAUAAGUAUAUUUUUAUUUAAGGUAUCUGGAGUAGGGGUAAGCAAUUAAAAAUGGUUAUAAAAUAAAAUUUAAACGAUCCCAUAAUGAUUAGAAAAAACAGAAAUCAAAUCAACUGAAAAACUCCGAGAUAAUUAUUGGUUCAUGAAUAAAAAAAAUCACUAUCUAUAAUAUAGACACCAGAAGUUUUGUCUAGGAACUCAUAGCUUACGAGAGACCUGUUUUUAGGCUUAAAAACAUGCUAUACAGGAAACAUUAUCAUGCUAUCAUCGUAAACCAAUUUCGAAGUUUUUUUUUAAAGAGGCCUUACAAGGUUCUAUCGGAUUUUUAAAAUUAUUUUAAUGAACGCCAUAGUAGGAAUUUGUACAUGAGUACAUAACUAAUUGUUUACUGUUUUCCGCAUAGUUACCAUAGUUACGGCCGUUGAUUUUGUUGACAAACAAUUAUAUUACAGUAUUUCUAACAUCGUCAUCAUUGUUAUUAUUAUUAUUAAUUUGAUUAUAAAUUCGUAUUGUUAUAGUUAUCACUUAUCAGUUUAUAAAUACGAGUGUUAAAUACGGAUGCGUAUUACCCCAUAUUGAAAAAUAGACACCAAAAUAUAAGUAACUUAAGUAAUUUUUUAAAAAUAUCCGGUCAACUUUAUUUACAAAUUAAUAGUUAUUCAAUGCAUUUAGAUUUGUACGCAUAACACAUAACACGCGACUAGGUCACCGAAUUCGUUUGACAUUGCGUAAGGAAUUAUAUAUUAUAGUUAAUUGUUUAAACACAUAGCUUAGAAACAGGAAACUCUGCAUAUUCGCACAGCUAGUUAUCCUGACUCGUUUGGUUGCAUAAUCGAAAAUCAAAGUCCGAUGCGCUAAGGAGAAAUUUAAUAUCCUCUUUCCUACAAAAAAAAAAAAAAAAAAACAAAAAACAAAUGAUCUGAAUCGGAUCGUGGUACGAGUCAUAAUGAGAGAUUUUAGUGAAAACACGUGUCGCGGCGCGCAAGCCUCUCGGCAUAAAAAUGAAAACCGAUAGACUUAAUUUUUCAGAAUAUUCGAAAACUGUAAUUGUUUAAAAAAAAAAAAAAAAAAAAAAAACACGAACACGGUCCAACAUAAAAUAAUAUCGAAAUCUACGCCGAAAAAUGUACAAUAUCGGCACUCCGAUUUCGAUACGUUCGACCAGGACCGCCGGGUAACCGGGAAUUUACCGGCGGGCCCUUGUCAUGUAGGCAUCUUGAUCCGUACACGUUUUCCUACUUAAAUUCUAUUAGAUUACCAAUUGUAAUCUUUGUGAUUUCUUAGGUAGGUAUAGGUAGGUAGAUAGACUGGACCGGCGUGAAGAAUGAUUUGCGUUUAUAAGUGGAGCGCAAAUUUAAUAAUUCCCCGGUACAAAAAAUAGAACCCAGUGCGCGCCCGCGUUCGGCCGAGUUCCGUAAAAUGUUAACGAAAUUAUAAUUCACGUCGCAGAGUCCGCCAAACACCGAGGCCGUCCCGAGGAGACCGAGACCAUUUUGGACGGGCUGUCGGACAAGAGCAGAGAGGCGCUCAGACGGCACGUGCACCACGUGCACCCGGUCCGGCCCGAAGCCCGUUACGACGAACUCAUCGAGAUCCUGCCCCGCGUCCGGUCCGUGCCCAAGGACACCGUGGUCGAGCUGUUCUUCCGGCGGACGAUCGGCCAGACGCCCAUCGAGCCGUUCGUGUGCGGCACGUACACCAAUUAUCUGCAGACCGCGCCGCACCUGCAGACCAUCAUCAGCAAGGCCAAAAUUUGCCACUGUUUGCAGUGAACGGCUAUAUGACAACGUAUUGUAUGUACACGAUGCAUUUACCGUUUCCGUGUAUACAUACAGUGGAUAUCACGCGCGUAGUGACGGCAGUCGGGUAAUAUCUUAGGUUAGGUUGAAAAUAAUAUCGAUCGGAAUGACCGAUACCGGGCGGCCAUUUUGAAUUGAACGGUGCCGAAUUCGUCGGCACGUUCGACCCGAACCCGAUUUAAGAAUAAGUCGCGUCGGUCGAUUUCCUUUCUUUUUUAGUCCGUAUCGACUAUACACGCGCAUAAUAUAUAAGUCAAGUUAAAAGUUAUUAUGAGCAUAUGGUUAAAAGUUACUUUUGUAUUUUCGUAUUGUAUCUUGAUACGGCGCGAAUGCAAGCUAAAUGUUUCAAAUAACGUCAUCAACUGUUAACUACCAUUCUUUAUCAAUACGACUACUUACGAGCGCCAUACGUAAAUCGAGCAAAACGAUUCAAUUAUUCAAACAAUGCGGGUGAUGUUGGAUUUUAUUCGUUUUGUCCGUGGAUAUUAGUUUUGAAACGUAUGCGUCGACGACUCGAGUUACUCGACAAAAAAAAAGAAUAAGAGUAACGCGUCACUAUAAUAUUAUAAUUACGAGUUACCAACGGGGGGGGGGGAACUGUAUGUCGAUGACUCAGAAGUGAUAAAGUAACGGUUAAUUUGUGCGCAUAACUUUUUGACUGCAUAUUAUUAUUGUUUAGUUACACUGGACAGUAGCUUUUUGUCUUUACGUGUCGUUAUGAUAUGAUAAUAUGACCGAUGACGCUGUGCACCGGGUGAUAUCCGCUGUAGACGUAUAUUGUAAAUACUGUAUUAAUAAUUAGACGUUAUCUGGCUAAAACGAUGUGAUAUUAGGGGGGAGGGGGAAAGUUAAAUAAAGGAUAAACCAUUGUAAAUAGUAAUAUUAGGUAUCUGUCAUGUUAUUCGUUUUCGCCGCAACAGGGUUUGAUUAUACGAAACAAUAUUUUUGAAUACAUAUAUAUAUAUAUAUAUAUUAUUAUUAUUAUAAUGUACCUAACGCUAUGAUUGUAUAUUAUUAUUAUUAUUAUUUUUACUAUUAUUAUUUCGAGCACGUUUCGCACACGAA
Cinara cedri is the source of this 10401-nucleotide messenger RNA. The record is from the annotation of a GenBank genome assembly. NCBI's taxonomy places the organism in Eukaryota, Metazoa, Arthropoda, Insecta, Hemiptera, Aphididae.